This is a messenger RNA of Hydractinia symbiolongicarpus, 2046 nucleotides long. Its product is annotated as SPRY domain-containing SOCS box protein 3-like. Gene Ontology annotation, molecular function: protein binding. The record is from RefSeq and is a predicted model, not a curated record. Lineage: Eukaryota; Metazoa; Cnidaria; Hydrozoa; Anthoathecata; Hydractiniidae. Gene Ontology annotation, cellular component: SCF ubiquitin ligase complex. The transcript is spliced from 4 exons. The coding region runs from base 273 to 1295 and encodes 340 amino acids. Gene Ontology annotation, biological process: proteasome-mediated ubiquitin-dependent protein catabolic process; intracellular signal transduction.
AGGUACCGGAGUCUGCAAACAAUGUGAAAAUGGUAGAUGUUCGCUUGUAAACAAAACGCAAGAAAAAAAUUUAACACACUUGCUGUAGAAUAAAAAAAUAUCUUUUUCAUCUUGGGCAUGAUAUGAAAAUAACAUUGUAGAAAACGAAAGUUGACUAUCGCAAAAUAAAUAAAUGCGGUCAAUCUUAUCACAACUGCACUUAAAUCAUUCUUCAUCUGGAAGGAACUCUGGUAGUUUGUUUGCAAUCUAUAUUUUGUACUUCGCUUCAAGGUAUGGAGUUACGCAAAAAUGAACCACGAGGUAGAAAAUCGUCACGUCGUUCGCUUGACAAAGAAGAUAUUUUUGAGGAGAGACCCCAUAAUGAUCUCCAGGGUGGAAGGCGUUCUUCUCCUAUUAGGCAACGGAAUCAAAGACAGUUUUUAGUAGAUAUAUUUGGAAGAAGACCAGAUGAAAUAGAAAGACUAAAUGAAAUACAUACAUCAAAUAUAAUUAAUACCGAAGAAGAGGAAGAAGUAGAAGAAGUAAAUAGUGAAGAUUACUGUUGGUUAUGGGAUGAAAACAAUAAAUCUAAUGACGUGGUUGUACAGUCAACAUAUACAGAAGUAUACUUCCAUCCUGAUUAUAGCUGCGGGACAGCUGCAAUUCGGGGACUUAGACAACUGCGGGAAGGUGAAGAACACUAUUGGGAGAUUAAAAUGUCAAGUGCUGUUUAUGGUACAGACAUGAUGAUUGGUGUUGGGUCAUCAUCUGUUGAUCUAAAUAAAUAUAAAUCUCAAUUUUGUAGUAUUAUUGGUAAAAACGCAGAUAGUUGGGGUAUAAGCUACUUUGGUACGUUACAUCACAAUGGCAAAACAAGAGAAUACACAAAAAAAUUCGAACGCGGUGCUAUAAUUGGUUGCCACCUUGACCUAUGGAAAGGAACUUUAUCAUUUUAUAAGAACGGAGAACCUUUGGGUGUUGCAUUUGAGGGACUACUUGGUAAAAGUUUGUACCCAAUGAUAUCCUCGACAGCUGCACGCACUAAAAUGAAAUUAUUAUGCAGCUAUAAGACUAGCUUCUCACUUCAAUAUCUCUGCUGUAAAGAAAUUAGUAAAAAUAUCCCUUCAACGCCACAAGCUUUAGCCAGUCUUCCUUUACCAAACGGUUUAAAGAGAUACAUAAGCUGGAGACUGGACUGGGUCUUCAAAUUAAAUAAUCCAGGUUUGUCGUCCGGAAUUGGACCUAGAAGAAAACGCGUAAGAAGGAAAGUCAAGAAGCAGUUAGAAGGCAUUGAAGCUGUUUUGGGAACUAGUUGAUAGUCAUUGAUUUGUUUUUAAUUUUUCUCGAAGGAUUAUAUUUCUUUUAAAUAUCUUCCUUGUAAAACCUUAAAAAAAUUAUAGAGUGAUGUGAGCAACCAAGAAAAAGAAAUAUAAUAAAAUGUAGAAACUAAACUGAAAUUCGAAUGUCGUAAUUUCUCUUCCAGACGAUAAACGUCUUGUCUUGGAAAAAACAAAAUAUCCUGGAAAUACUUGAUAAACACGUGAUGCCCUUAUGGCCAUUGAGGCUGGAUUUGUGGUAAGUGUUUAAGGAAGCAUAGAGAGCAAGUAACAGGAAUUUUUUAUUUGUUAAUAUGUCCUAGGUUUAUAGUUUUGCAUCAUAAUGUUAAAUUUAUUACUUUUUAUUGACAUUUUUUUUAUUCUCAUUUAUUUUCACGUUUCUAGCUCCAUGUUUCUUUUUUUUUUGUAUUUUAAAUAUUCAACCACUCCUUAAUAUACACCGAGACCUUAAUACUUAAAAAAAUAAAUGGAUGACCUGUUCCUAUAUACUCUAAAUUUCAAUCAUAUCCCUUAUAUAUUAGAAAAAGUAGGGAUAGUAUUGGUAUGAUUAAAUGAUGCAUUUGUAAAGGUAACAAAUUGUAAUUAGAAAUUUAAGACUUCAAAAUUUGUUUUUAUCUCCUUGUACAUUAUUUGAAGAAUUUUAGAAAGUCCAGUUAUUAAUCAUUUUUUGAUAAUAAAAAAAAUGCAAAGAUGUAAAAAUAAUUUUAUAAAAAUAUAUUGUAUGAAUUAA